CCCCUGCGAGGAAGCGGCGCGGCUUCCUGCGGCUGGGGCCGGGGAUAUAGGCGCCCCCGCCCGGGCUCCGCGCCGCCGCCCCUCCUCGCUUGCCUGCUGCGCGCACGAUGGCCCGGCUCCGGGCCGAGAGUGCCGCCGGCGGCCAGUGGAUCCUGGCGACCCGCGCGGGGGGACCCUCAGCGCUCCGCCUUCUCCUCCUGCUGGGCGCUGUCCUGACGCCCCAGGAUUCCCUGGCUCAGCUUCUCACCACCCCUGGCAGCUUGGAGUCAGAAGCUAUCCGGAAACCCCAGGAUUCUGUGGCUCAGCUUCUUACCACCCCAGGCAGCUUGGAGUGGGAAGUGCCCACAGGGAAGAUGGUGGAAGAGUACGGUCAGAGAAUUGAACUUUGCUGGCAUAACUAUACGAUUUAUAUGGAUUCUGUCAAAGGAGACUGGUGUGACUGGACGGUGAUUAGCAGGCCUUAUAGCUACCUGCAAAAUUGUUUGGAGCAGACCGCGGACGACUUUCACCUGGGCUUCCCCAACCCCUGGGCAGAAGAGUUCAUCUUCGAGACUCACCAGAUCCACUUUGCCAACUGCACCUUGGUGCAACCCACCCUCUCAGACCCCCCAGAAGACGUGCUUCUGGCCAUGAUCAUAGCCCCCAUAUGCCUCAUCCCAUUCCUGGUCACCCUCGUGGUGUGGAAGAGUAAAGACAAUGAGAGCCAGGCCUAAGCGGGCCGGAGUUUCUCAGCAGCCGCCUUACUCCUUUCUCCAGCCACCACCAGGUCUCUCUCCCUGUCUCCCCGCCCCCUUCUCUCACUUGCUCCCCAUAUGGAGCCUUAGACUAGUGGAAAUGGGGCUGGGUGGGGUCAUGGCACAAAUUCUGUAAUCUUCAAAAUAAAAGCUUUCUUUUGUA
Molecule: messenger RNA, 897 nt
Organism: Artibeus jamaicensis (Jamaican fruit-eating bat)
Lineage: Eukaryota; Metazoa; Chordata; Mammalia; Chiroptera; Phyllostomidae
Gene: RAMP2
Product: receptor activity modifying protein 2
Exons: 5
Coding region: 108-713 (201 amino acids)
Biological process (GO): protein localization to plasma membrane; regulation of G protein-coupled receptor signaling pathway; calcium ion transport
Cellular component (GO): signaling receptor complex; membrane; cell surface
Molecular function (GO): coreceptor activity
Source: RefSeq, a predicted model, not a curated record